Erigeron canadensis is the source of this 951-nucleotide messenger RNA. RefSeq lists its product as uncharacterized. The record is from RefSeq and is a predicted model, not a curated record. The transcript has a single exon. Bases 1 to 951 code for a protein of 316 amino acids. NCBI's taxonomy places the organism in Eukaryota, Viridiplantae, Streptophyta, Magnoliopsida, Asterales, Asteraceae.
AUGACUUCUCAUGUAUGGAGUAUCUUGAAUAGUCGAAAGUCUCUUUGGGUAAAGUGGAUUCAUGCUCAUAAACUUAAGGGUAGAAGAAAUUUCUGGGAUGUCUCUUUGAAGGCUGGCUCAACAUGGGGAUGGCGUAAGCUUCUUCAAUUGCGUGAAGUAAUCCGACCACAUAUUAAGUAUCUGAUAGGGGAUGGGUGUACUACUUCAGCUUGGUUCAAUAAUUGGACAUCUAUUGGUCCCUUAUGUAAGUAUAUUACAUAUAGAGAUAUUACUAGAGCGGGACUUUGUCUUGAUGCAACUGUUAAUGAUGUUCUAGCUAAUGGACGCUGGAAAUGGCCAGUUGCCUGGUUUGAUCUACUUCCAGUGCUUAUAAAUGUUACUCCUCCUGUUCUUCGUCCUUCUGUUUCUGAUGUAAUUACUUGGUAUGAUAAUAAUGGGAAAGAUUCGGGAUUUUUUGCAUAUUCCACAUGGGAAACCAUCCAAUUUAGAAAACCGGUUGUCCCUUGGGUUGAUAUUGUUUGGUUUGCACAUAGUAUUCCGAGGCAUUCAUUUCAUGUCUGGCUUAUUAUGAGAGAAAAAUUGAAGACUCAGGAUAAGAUGAAGCAAUGGGAUGUCAGCGGAUCUACUAACUUUAAUCUACUUUGCUGUUCCCUUUGCAAGCGUGGACCUAAUUCACAUCAACAUUUAUUUUUUGAAUGUAACGUUUCCUUGCAGAUUUGGAGUUUGGUGAGACCCUUAAUGGGAUUCCAUGCGGUUCCAAACCGAUGGAGUGAUAUCACAUCGACGCUAUUGUGGACAUCAAAGCCUAAUCUUGCUAAGACGAUUAUUGCUAAGCUUUUGAUUGCUGCCUCUGCUUAUUACUUAUGGCAAGAGCAAAACUCCAGAUUAUUUUCUCCCAAAAAAGAUCGGUUGCUUAACUGCGUGAUGUUAUUGUGUCUACUGUCCGGAUGA